UGGUCUCUGUCGCAGGUGGAGUCACCACCUUCGUGGCCCUCUACGACUAUGAGUCUCGGACCGAAACAGACUUGUCCUUCAAGAAAGGCGAGCGCCUACAAAUCGUCAACAACACAAAAGUGGACGUCAGGGAAGGUGACUGGUGGCUGGCUCAUUCCCUCACUACAGGACAGACGGGCUACAUCCCCAGUAACUAUGUCGCGCCCUCAGACUCCAUCCAGGCUGAAGAGUGGUAUUUUGGGAAGAUCACUCGCCGGGAGUCCGAGCGGCUGCUGCUCAACCCUGAAAACCCCCGAGGGACCUUCCUGGUCCGGGAGAGCGAGACCACGAAAGUGGGCGGUCUCCUGGAGACCCUCCACCUCUGUGCCAGCCAGGCUGUUGGCAAGCUGGUGGCCUAUUACUCCAAACACGCCGAUGGCUUGUGCCACCGUCUCACCAACGUCUGCCCCACGUCCAAGCCCCAGACCCAAGGCCUUGCCAAGGACGCCUGGGAAAUCCCCCGGGAAUCACUGCGGCUGGAGGUGAAGCUGGGCCAGCGGGUGGCGAUCAAGACGCUGAAGCCUGGCACCAUGUCCCCGGAGGCCUUCCUGCAGGAAGCCCAGGUCAUGAAGAAGCUCCGACACGAGAAGCUGGUUCAGCUCUACGCUGUGGUUUCAGAGGAGCCCAUUUAUAUUGUCACCGAGUACAUGAGCAAGGGGAGCCUCCUGGACUUCCUGAAGGGCGAGAUGGGCAAGUACCUGCGGCUGCCCCAGCUUGUGGAUAUGGCGGCUCAGAUUGCAUCUGGCAUGGCCUACGUGGAGAGGAUGAACUAUGUCCAUCGGGACCUCCGGGCAGCCAACAUCCUCGUGGGGGAGAACCUGGUGUGCAAAGUGGCUGACUUCGGCUUGGCACGCCUCAUCGAGGACAACGAGUACACUGCUCGGCAAGGUGCGAAGUUCCCUAUCAAGUGGACGGCCCCCGAAGCUGCUCUGUACGGCAGGUUUACCAUCAAGUCGGAUGUCUGGUCCUUUGGCAUCCUUUUGACUGAGCUGACCACCAAGGGCAGAGUGCCAUAUCCAGGGAUGGUGAAUCGGGAGGUGCUGGACCAGGUGGAGCGGGGGUACCGCAUGCCCUGCCCGCCCGAGUGCCCCGAGUCCCUGCACGACCUCAUGUGCCAGUGCUGGCGGAAGGAUCCGGAGGAGCGACCCACCUUCGAGUACCUGCAGGCUUUCCUGGAGGACUACUUCACCUCGACAGAGCCCCAGUACCAGCCUGGCGAGAACCUAUAG
Molecule: messenger RNA, 1268 nt
Organism: Tauraco erythrolophus (red-crested turaco)
Lineage: Eukaryota; Metazoa; Chordata; Aves; Musophagiformes; Musophagidae
Source: RefSeq, a predicted model, not a curated record